CUACCUUGGCACCUCUGCUGAGUUUUAGAGGCAGGGAGGCAUCAGGAGGGAAUCCAUCAGAGAAACCAGGAAGACAUUAAAGAUGUCCUCUAAUAAAAGUGAUGGCGGAUGGAAGCAGUUCCUGUGGAACUCAGAGAAGAAGGAGCUGCUGGGGCGGACAGGAGGCAGCUGGUUUAAAAUCGGACUCUUCUACUUGAUCUUCUACGGCUGCCUGGCGGGGAUCUUUGUCGGGACCAUCUGGGCCAUGCUGCAGACCCUCAGUCUGCACAAGCCAACCUGGCAGGACAGAGUGGCCCCCCCUGGCCUCUCUCACGCCCCAUAUGCAGACAAAACGGAGGUGGUGUUCAACGUCAGGGAGCUGGAGACCUACCUGCCGUUCACCAAGUCUCUGAGGGAGUUUGUUACCAGAUACGACGAUUCCAGGCAGACCGACAACAUGCAGUACGAGGACUGCGGAGAUCAGCCUGCUGAGUACAAGAACCGAGGCGACUUGGAGAGCGACCCGGUGCCUAGGAAGGCCUGCCGCUUCUCCAGGUCUCUGCUGGGUCCCUGCUCCGGCCUCGAGGAUCUCAAUUUCGGAUUCAGCGUGGGCAAACCGUGCCUAGUUGUGAAGCUCAACCGGAUCGUUAACUUCCGUCCCAAGCCUCCUACCUCCAAUGAAAGCAUCCCUGAUGAAGCUCAGCCUAAAGUCCAGCCUAAUGUCAUCCCUCUCUACUGCACCAGCAAGAAAGAGGAAGACGCCGACAAAAUCGGAGAGAUCAAGUACUACGGCAUAGGCGAGGGGUUCCCCCUGCAGUAUUACCCGUACUACGGCAAGCGGCUGCACCCGCAGUACCUGCAGCCGCUGGUGGGGCUGCAGUUCACCAACCUGACCCGGAACGUGGAGCUGCGCAUCGAGUGCAAGGUGUUCGGCGAGAACAUCGACUACAACGAGAAGGACCGCUUCCAGGGACGCUUCGAAGUCAAGAUCCAGGUCAACUCAUGACCGCCGGGAAUGUAGACCGCCGCCCCCCCCUCCCCUCACACCCCUUUAAACGGUACAGCACAUGCGAGGGGACGGCUCGGCCAAUCACGACCAGUCUUAACUUAAACCGAUGAAAGGAAACGCCAUUUUUAAUGGGGGGUGGCGGCGGCGUAAUCAGCCUUCAUCACUCGCUUCCGCACCUCUUUCUAGCCUUAGAAUCAAAUUUAGCGAAAGGAUUAGCGAUUUUAACUAGUAAUUCCAGCGUAAACUGGUUUUCCAUAAGCCAUAGGACGUCGCUCAUCGCUUUCCAUGCAUCUGUCCCUCCUACGCAUCGCUGCCUUGUGGUUUUGGAGUGAGCGGGACCGCAGAUUCUGGUUCCUCUGAAAUGCACUUUUAUUAUUUUAGACUUUAGCUCGUUCUCGGUGUGUCCGAAACCAAAGCACACGUCCUUUAACUCGACGAUUGACGUCUUCCGCAGAACUUCCUUCUUUCCUCUUGAGAUGCGUUUUUAUUUCCUCUCUCGUCUUUAACUGGGUUUUCAAGCCUUUUUAGCGUUUUCGUUGCCUUUGGAUGUAGACCGGCGCCUGUCCAGACGGUUAGCCUCUUUAGCAUGCUCUUGGGGCAAUGGUGCUAACGCGUUUUAUUAACGUCUUUUGGUUCCGGCUGGAUUGUGGCGGCGUGACUCUGAAUGUCUGGAAGAAUUUUCUAUUUAUGCAGAUGUACGUUUUGUUUCGUUGCAGAAUAUUUUGACUGUAUAAAGGCAAUACCAAAGCGAGCGGGAGUGAUUUUAUUUUUUUGAAGAAGCAAUACAGUAAUCGUCUUUUGAGUGCUAAAAGUCCACGUCUCGCCUUGCGACCUUUUUCAAUAGUUCUGCUUCAUCUUAGGGCCAAGUACAGCGAACUAGUAGCAGGCAGGUGGAGCUCCAUGCAUUUCAGAUUAAGCUAACCCCCUGACUGCCCAACGCUGGUACCCUAAAUGUUUCAUAGGAUCUCAUGAUGAUGUAAAAAUGCUCCGGCCUUUCAUCAGUUCACCCACCUUUGCUUCAUCGGAGAUGAAGACCAAUAAAGUAUAGAGAACCUUUU
Cyprinodon tularosa is the source of this 2046-nucleotide messenger RNA. RefSeq names its product ATPase Na+/K+ transporting subunit beta 1b (gene atp1b1b). NCBI's taxonomy places the organism in Eukaryota, Metazoa, Chordata, Actinopteri, Cyprinodontiformes, Cyprinodontidae. Gene Ontology annotation, cellular component: sodium:potassium-exchanging ATPase complex. The record is from RefSeq and is a predicted model, not a curated record. Gene Ontology annotation, molecular function: ATPase activator activity. Gene Ontology annotation, biological process: intracellular sodium ion homeostasis; intracellular potassium ion homeostasis; sodium ion export across plasma membrane. The transcript has 6 exons. Bases 83 to 985 code for a protein of 300 amino acids.